CCUCUGCUGUCCCUAUGAUGCAUCAGGUGAGUCGUACUACCAGUAGCAUCACACUGUCAUGGCCUCAGCCAGACCAGCCCAAUGGGAUCAUCCUGGAUUACCAGCUAUGCUACUUUGACAAGGCAGAAGAUGAGGAUAAUUCAUUCACCUUGACUAGCGAAACCAACAUGGCCACCAUAUCUAAUCUGAGCCCAGGCAAGAUCUAUGCUUUCCAAGUAAGAGCCAGAACAGCAGUGGGCUAUGGCCCAUAUGGUGGAAAGAUGUAUUUCCAAACUUCAGUGGGAGGGGAGCGCUCAGAGAUGAUGCAGGAUCGACUGCCGCUUAUCGUGGGCUCAGCACUUGGCGGUCUAGCGUUCUUGGUAGUUGCUGCCAUUGCCAUCCUUGCCAUCAUCUUCAAGAGUAAAAGGCGAGAGUCUCCGUACACAGAUCGUUUGCAGAAGUAUAUCAGUGCACGAGGACUUGGAGUGAAGUAUUACGUUGAUCCUUCAACCUAUGAAGAUCCUAAUGAAGCUAUUCGAGAAUUUGCCAAGGAGAUUGAUGUGUCCUUCAUCAAGAUUGAGGAGGUCAUUGGAUCAGGAGAGUUUGGAGAGGUGUGCUUUGGACGCCUAAAACACCCAGGGAAGCGUGAAUAUACAGUAGCUAUUAAGACCCUGAAGUCAGGUUACACAGAUGAACAGAGGCGAGAAUUCCUGAGCGAGGCCAGCAUCAUGGGACAAUUUGAGCAUCCCAAUGUCAUUCAUCUGGAGGGUGUAGUCACCAAGAGCCGACCAGUCAUGAUUGUCACAGAGUUCAUGGAGAAUGGAUCACUGGAUUCCUUCCUCAGGCAGAAGGAGGGACAAUUCAGUGUGUUACAGCUAGUGGGAAUGCUACGGGGGAUUGCAGCUGGCAUGCGCUACCUUUCAGACAUGAACUAUGUGCAUCGUGACCUGGCAGCACGUAACAUCUUAGUCAACAGUAACCUUGUGUGCAAGGUGUCAGAUUUCGGUUUGUCCCGUUUUAUGGAAGAUGAUGCUUCAAAUCCCACCUAUGCUGGAGCUCUGGGCUGCAAAAUCCCCAUCCGUUGGACUGCCCCUGAAGCUGCCCAGUAUCGCAAGUUCACCUCCUCCAGUGAUGUCUGGAGCUAUGGCAUUGUCAUGUGGGAGGUGAUGUCCUAUGGUGAAAGGCCUUACUGGGACAUGUCCAAUCAGGAUGUAAUUAAUGCCAUUGACCAGGACUAUCGCCUGCCACCACCCCCGGACUGCCCAACUGUUUUGCAUCUGCUGAUGCUUGACUGCUGGCAGAAGGAGCGGGUCCAGAGACCCAAAUUUGAGCAAAUAGUCAGUGCCCUAGAUAAAAUGAUCCGCAAGCCAUCUGCCCUCAAAGCCACUGGGAGCAGCAGGCCAUCUCAGCCUCUCCUGAGCAACUGUUCUGCAGAUUUCCCUUCACUCAGCAGUACCCAUGAGUGGUUGGAUGCUAUCAAGAUGGGCUGUUACAAGGAGAAUUUUGACCAGGCUGGUCUGAUUACAUUUGAUGUCGUAUCACGCAUGACUCUUGAAGAUAUACAGCAUAUUGGCAUCACCCUCGCUGGUCACCAGAAAAAGAUUCUAAACAGCAUUGAGCUCAUGCGAGCCAAUUUGAAUCAGCUUGAACCAGUUGAAGUGUGAUGUUUACACCAUCCUUACUCCACUAGACUCAAACUCUGGAUUGGUUCUGGGGGAAUUCAGAGGGAUUUUCACUGUAAGAAAAAGAGAUGUCAGUAUGCUACUUGAAGACUUAAUGCACCCAGAGACUGCACACUACAUGUCCCAUUCCAUGAACAAAACAAAGCCUUGCUAUGAUUUGAAAGCAGAGCUAAAUAACUGGUGGCAAUCAAAUGUGGCUGACCUCAUACAUUGGGAAUGGGUUGGGGGAGGGAAAGUUAUAAUAACAUGGGGAAGAGAUGGAAUGAUAGCUUGGACAGAUCACAAGCACCUGUUGCCUCUUUUCUGACAACAAAAGGUAUCAGACAACUUUAUAAAGCCAUCAGCAGGCUUUAGCUGCAGCUGGGAGCCCAGCAAACCUACAAAGACGUAAUAAAGACAACAAAAAAUUACCAUUUGUUCCAAAAGAAUGCCAUCGUGAUAUGAGGUUAUUACUCAGAUGGAGAUAAGUAGCAGGCUAUCACUUGGUAUGCCAGCUUGGUCAAGUUCCAGUUAGUGCACAAUAUGGGGUAAGCAAUAAGAGAUGUCACCUGGUGAAGAGUUUGAGAGUAAAAGGCUCAAAAUUCUAUGCU
Molecule: messenger RNA, 2251 nt
Organism: Pterocles gutturalis (yellow-throated sandgrouse)
Lineage: Eukaryota; Metazoa; Chordata; Aves; Pterocliformes; Pteroclidae
Product: ephrin type-B receptor 5
Exons: 11
Coding region: 15-1643 (542 amino acids)
Biological process (GO): central nervous system projection neuron axonogenesis; protein phosphorylation; axon guidance
Cellular component (GO): neuron projection
Molecular function (GO): protein binding; ATP binding; transmembrane-ephrin receptor activity
Source: RefSeq, a predicted model, not a curated record